UGAAUGCGCGAGCGCCGGGUCCGGUUCUAGUUUAAUGUACAGUUUAGAGCGCGCGAGCGCUGGAAAGGCGUUGAUAACGGAGGGAGUGACGCGCGCGCGAGGUGAAAGAGGCGUGCUGAGAGCGGCUCGUGCUGCACAUGGAGGAGUUUAUAGAGCAUUAUAAACACUACACUGCAGUGGAGCGGGCGUGGCUAUGUGAGGUGUACACAGGAGUAUGUGAUUGGCUGCACCCGGUGGUGGGUGUGUCCCUGGGUGUGUCUGAGGAGCAGCUGGCGCACGCUGUGGUGUUGAGACUUCAGAGGACUCGCCGCUCUCUCCCCGUCAGCUGCAGGUUCCUCUCAGUGGCACAGCUAAUCAGCACACAGCACACAUCCUGCUUUAGCAGUCUCACCUGGAGCACCAGUCAGCACAGAGAAUGGACCAGGGAGGCGGAGCAACAGCUGCCCGGUCACAUGGCCAUGCCACGAACCAACCUCAUCCUGAUUGGCCUGCUGUGUGAUGGGCGUGGCUUGGGACAAUGUGACGGCUUUUGGAGAGUGAGAGACGCCAGUGGGAGUGUGUACUGUGAGGUCCUGAGCUCGUCACCACUCUGGCUCGGGAGGCUGAUGCUCUUCCCCACCUGGACCUACGUUUCCCAAAAUGCACCAGGCCAGCAACCUGAUAGCUGGUUAGAGCUAAUCGACUCUCCUGUCUGUGUGACCCCUGACCUCACGGCAUUUGACCCCGAAGGGUCACUGAGUGAUGUCAUCGGGGUCAGGAAGGCAGUCAGGCUGCUGAGACAGAAGAGCAGUAGAGGAACGUAUAUGUCUGUGUAUGGGGAGGUGUGUGUGAUCUGCCCCCUGCUGGCCAUUUCUGGGAAAACCUUCUUCUGCCUGGUCCUGAGUGAGGGAGACGCGAGCGUCCCGGUCCUGCUCACGGUCCCAGAGUGUUUGUACUGGAGACAGUGUGUGUGUGUAGGCCAGAGUGUGUGUAUUUCAGCACUGCGUGUGUGUUCUGUCCGAGGGUGGGCGGGGCAUCGAGUGUUGUCUGUCACCACAGAGUCCCACCUCCUACAUCCAAGCUCCAGUACACACAGAGACUCAGAGGACAUGAACACACACUCAGAAACACAAACAGACUCACUUACACAGUCACAGACAGACACACACACGCACACACACCUGCAGCAGGACCCUGAAUGUGAGGAGGCCCAGGUGCAUGAUGGUCCGGUGCGAACAAAACUCUCCAAAAUCAUCAGCUACAAGGGCCGUAUCACCGGAGUCCAUUCAGCGGAGGCGGGGCUUUAUCAGAUUGAUGGGAAGAUGCUGCUGUGUCUGGCAUAUCAGCCACAGAGGAAGUGGGGCGGCGGCUUGAGGCCAGGGGCGGAGAUUGAGCUCCACCACGUGCACUUCCUGUUCCGGCCGUCUCCUCUCGCCCCGGACGUCGUGCUCGCUGCCUGUUUACGCUCCAGCGUCUCUCUCCUGACCUUCAGUCCCCUCAGGUCAAAGGUCACACAGAGGUCAGGCAGCUCUCUCACACGCUACCUGCUGGAGAAGAACCUCAGCGUGUCGCAGUACCUGUGGCUCUGCUACUGCCACACUGCUCUUACUGACAGGUUGUGUCCACGCUGGCUGUGUGCAGAGCGAGUGUGUGUGGUGGCAGGAAGGUUACUGCAGGUCGUUUUAGAAGAUGGAGAGACGGAAAAACAGAAGAGAGACAUUUAUAAAGAAAUGCUGCAGGACACACACACCUGUCCUCUCACUCAGUACUGUGUGUCUAGUCCCAGUGUGUCUCCGUGCUCGAUAAAGGAGCUCUGUGAUUGGAUGGAGGAGGAGACGUGGGCGUGUCUCUCUCUGUCAUCCCUCCUUCCAUCCUCUGCAUGUCACAUGACCCGAGCUCAGCUGAACCCACUGCUGUCGUGGUCAGCGCAAAUGCACACCCUGACGCAAACACACGCCCUGGCGGCGAGAACACACACCCCAUCGCAGACGCACGCCACGCCGCAGGCGCACGCAGUGUUAGUGGGCGUGCUGGAGCUGAGUGUGGGCGGAACCACAGUGACACUCGUGGACCAGACCGGAGCCAUUGAUUGUGUGUGUGUGCAGAGUUCAGCCUCAGAGCAGUGUGUGUCCAUCAAUACAGCAUGGAUAGGGUGUCUGGUGUGUGUUCGUCGGUGUACGUUAGUGAUGGAGAGAUUCCUGAAGACAGAUUUUCCCUCUUGGAAACAUCUGGACCAGCACAGACACAUCUCACACAGACACUGCAGAGUGUAUAUCUGUGUGUGUGUGGAUGAUCUGCACAUUUUGAGCCCCUCAGCUGCCAUGAGCUCCCUCAUCCGAGAGAGAGAGGGAGAGACUGAUGGAGAGAUGGAGAGGAGGAAGAAGAGGAGAGACGAAAGGCAGGAGGAUGAAGAGAACUCCUCCCUCCAUCACGAUCAUCCUGAGAGAGCAAAAGCAGCACAAGAAGAAAGAGGAGAAGGUGUAGGAGGAGAGGGAGAUGAAGGGAUGGAGGUGGACGAGUGCGAGGUGGCGGGUCCGUCCCAAACCAGCAGGAGGGGGGAGACAGAGGGGUCGAGUGCAGAGUCCUGCGUGUCGCUGCUGUUUCAUGUGCGCUCCAAACAGGGCGUGGCUUUUCGAAACGUCCAGUCAACCAGAGAGGCGCACUCGCUGGCUCUGAGCUUUGUCGCCAAGGCAGCACGCCUCGGGGGGGUGCAAGUUUGGGACAGGGACCCAAAGAACUGCAGAGUGGAGGAGAGAGAGACGGAGGGGGCAGAGAGCAGCAUGGAGCUGCAGUUUGUGGACUCUGCUGUUCGUUGGUUUCCCUUGCUGCAGCCUGGAACAGUGUAUAGACUAAUCGCCCUACACACACAGGAUGUAAGUGUGUUGUCCUGUAGCUGUGUUCCUGUGAGGGGCGGAGUUUCUCUCCUUGAUAGUCCCGCCCUCCUCGUACAACCUAAGUGGCGCAUACACACACUUACACCGGCACUGCUUUUAUCCCAGCCGGAGAUUCAGAGGGUGAUGAGUGUCUCUGAAGUCUUGCAUGCUUGCUCGGCUGACGUCGUCUCCUUUUAUGGCGUGAUCUCGGAGCGAAUCACGCUGCAGGAGGAGACGAGUAAAACCCCCGCCGUCCAAUCACUGAUCAGCACUAAACACGGUGUGAUGGAGACAGGUCUCCGUGCGCGUCUCACUCUGCAGGAUGUUGAGAAACCACAUCACACACUGCAGGUGUACCUAGAUUUUACCCACAAUGCCUACACACCUGGUCUCAUCGCCGGGGCGACCGUUCACCUGAACCACUUCCAACGCAAAGUGUCCGCUGUGUGUAAUGUGUACUGCUGGUCUCUGCCCAUUAGCUGUGUGACAGUGGCAGGUCUGGGCUUGGUUAAGCCCCGCCUUCCUUGUCCCAUGAUGCACCUGGGCGAGUGGGCUACAGUCCGGGCAAAGCAUGGCAUCGUGGGUCAGGUCAAAGGUCAUGUGGUGUGUGUUCUGUCUCUGAGGAUGCAGUGGACGUGUUCUCUCUGUGGGAGUGUGUUUAAACAGGCUGCCUGCACUCAACACUGUCCUCCAUGUGACUCCUCCAGCGCAGUGUUUCAGGCCGAGGCCAAAGUGGCAGUAGAUGACGGUACAGGUGAGGCUCAGGUUUGGUUUCCUACUGAAACUUUGUCUAACCUGCUGCUGCUCAGCGAGUCAGAGUGGGAGGGGCUUCAGCGUCUUGUCAGGGUCAAAGGUCAUGUAAGAGUGUACACUCGUGGGCGGAGCAUGGUGUGUGAUGUAGACCCUGAGGAUCCACUGGUGCUGUAUCUGAGCUGUGUGUGUUCCAGCAGCACAGUGUGUCGCAACAUCACACUCACUUGUCAACUGCGCUCUCACAAACCAGAGAAAGCCCAGUUGAGGAAGGUUAGCCGAGGAGAACGAGAGUUUCUCACCAAGUUUCCCAAACCACUACAACUACAGUGCACACACAUACACACACACACCAUCACAUAGCAACGCACACUCCAUGACACACACACACACUCAUACACACAACUACAGAAAAGUGUACAUUUACAUAAAAAUAUAUUUUAUACAUUUUAUAUAUUUUAACAGUUUGCUGUUGUUUGUUAAGUGAUAAUGUUUAAAAUUAUUUUAUGACAUUAAAUCCUAAACACUGGGAAUUAACUGUGUGUGUGUGUGUGUGU
This is a messenger RNA of Clarias gariepinus (North African catfish), 4159 nucleotides long. It is a transcript of the gene ctc1, whose product is annotated as CTS telomere maintenance complex component 1. Gene Ontology annotation, biological process: positive regulation of DNA replication; telomere maintenance via telomere lengthening. The transcript is spliced from 23 exons. Gene Ontology annotation, molecular function: telomeric repeat DNA binding; single-stranded DNA binding. The record is from RefSeq and is a predicted model, not a curated record. The coding region runs from base 138 to 3965 and encodes 1275 amino acids. NCBI's taxonomy places the organism in Eukaryota, Metazoa, Chordata, Actinopteri, Siluriformes, Clariidae. Gene Ontology annotation, cellular component: CST complex.